UAGCGGAGCGCUGUUGUGUCGCUGACGGAGUGACUCCCCGGCACAGUUCUCUACAGCUCUGUCUGGUCCACAACAGUCUCUACAGCUCUGUCCAGUUCACACCGCUCUCUACAGCUCUGUCCAGUUCACACCGCUCUCUACAGCUCUGUCCAGUCCACAUCGCUCUCUACAGCUCUGUCCGGUCCACACAACUCUCUAAAGCUCUAUCCAGUCCACACUGCUCUCACCAGCUCCAGGGUAAAGAGACUGGUAUAGUCUUUCCUCUCUGCAAAGAUGAACCUCUUCUGCUUCUCUCUGGAGGGUUCUAUGGGCAGUCUGUAUGAGGCUGUGCAGGACUCCAGUGAUGCCCAGGUCUACACCAUCCCCAGCCGUUCCUCCAGCCGUUCCUCCAGCCGCUCCUGUAGCCCCGCAGUGCUGCUGAAUGAAAACCCCAAGUUACGUGGCUCGGGACGAUCCAUCUCCAUGGAGAUCUCCCAGGUGCAGAACAACACCAACAAGAAGAAAAGAAGAACACAUGUAUCCAAAUCAGCAUCAGAUAACGGAACAUUGGAUCAUGCCGCUGCCAGCGGCAAUGCUGCUCUCUGGCUGCCCGCCAAAGUCCCUCCAGAAAACGAUUUAGAUUUAGUCCACAUUGAGAACAAUCAAAACAAAGAGAUGGUCAAGCCCAUGCUCAGAACUGAGGUCCAGGAUAAAGCCAUGAUCAGAACCGAUGUCAAGACCAAAGGGGGAAGAGGAGGACGCAAGUCGAGCAUAAAGAAGAAUGAAAAACCACCAACCCCACCAACUCAGAUGGUGAGUUACGAGGGGUGGGCUCAGAAUCCAGACAGGCGCAACAGCCGGCAGAGAGACCUGAUUGUCCAUGCCAACGGGGAAGUGGCCAGGCCCAGAGUGCCAAUCAAAAGGAGUCCAAAGCCUGGGAGUCAAAAACCUGGGAAUCAGAAGACUUGGAAGAAAGGGAGUGCAAAAAAUGAAAAAGAAUGGGCCAAGAAAAAUCAGGACACCACACGAACAGGGCCCAUCCCAGUGAUGGCAGGACCGUAUCUGGAUGUGGUCCGGAGGUCAGCUGCUGAUUGUGAGUCUGUACUACCAUCAGCCCAGGAGAAUGUUACCCUAGCCCCGGGUGCCAUGGAGCUGAGGACCGGGCCUGGAGGCCCUGGAGCUCAUCCUAGGAACCAUUGCUGGAGUAACCCAGCUGAGAACGCUCCGGCCUGUGGGACGUCCUACCACAUCUGCCGCAGGCCCCUCACAGAGUACCCCGUUUAUGCCCAUGACUACACCCUGCCCCGGGCCAAGGACAAACACCAGGAGGUGUACCAAGAUGAAAGCCUGAAACGGGACCCCUCGCCCCAGGGUGUCCCCCUCUCUGUUACUGAUGUGGACCUCUGCAACCCUAAUCGCUCCACCAGUUUUGGGCGAUUUGACGGCAUCAGACAACCAUCACCAGCCAGACUAGAGGAAAAUGUAACAAAAGUGACAGAGGAGUCUGGAUGUGAGAGUUCUGAUCAGACCAAACAAGGUAGCCUGGGGAAGAAGAUGAAGGCCAUCUCUCUAACCAUGCGCAGGAAGAUGGGCAAGAAGCACUUCAAAACCUUCUCUGAGGAAGCUGGUGAGGACACUGACAGAGACCUAGAGGAGGAAACAGAGAGCAGUCUUCCUGUUGAGAAAGGCUCUGAAGAGACCAGCAACUCUCUGGAGAGCCUCUACAGCGGACAGAGCUCCUCCAGCUCAGGUGGUUUGGCCAGCGUCUCAGAUGGUUCCAGUACCAGAGACAGUCUGAGACUAGAAGAGGACGGCUCCUACAAUGGACACUUCUGUGGUAGAGCACGGGUCCACACAGACUUUGUUCCCAGCCCAUAUGACACUGACUCCCUCAAACUCAAGGUUGGAGACAUUAUCAGCAUCAUCAGUAAACCUCCCAUGGGCAUAUGGACGGGGAUUCUGAACAACAAAGUAGGCAACUUCAAGUUCAUCUACGUUGACAUGCUCAUGGAGAAAGAAAGAGAGGAGGAGGCACCAAAGAUCAGGCCUCAGAGGAUGAGCAAGAGACCACGACCAAAGACACUAUUGGAACUACUGGAGCGGCUAAAUCUAGAGGAGUAUGCAUCUGCACUGCUUCUGAAUGGCUACCAGACAGUAGAGGACCUGAGGCACCUGCAGGAGAAACACCUUAUAGAGCUGAACGUGAUGAAUCCAGAACACAGAGGCAGGCUGCUGGCUGCUGUCGACUGCAGAUAUACAGAGAGCGAUGAUGUGAGGGAGAGUGAGGAGCCCUCUUCAUCACACAGUUUGAAGGUGGAGAAGAGCGACUGUCCAAGAGACUCAGGCUGCUUUAUUCUAUCAGAGUGCUCUGAAAACAGCAAAGAGGACACAGAGAGCCAACCAGUCACACACUGAUAGGCCAGACUAUCCUAACUAACAAGUUUUGACAUGUAAAUUACGAUGGCUCACCAUGUUUGUCUUGUCUGUAUUUGGUUUAACAAGAUGGGAUUUAAUUAAUUAAAUGUAGCCAAUUUUUCUUACAA
Molecule: messenger RNA, 2522 nt
Organism: Salvelinus sp. IW2-2015
Lineage: Eukaryota; Metazoa; Chordata; Actinopteri; Salmoniformes; Salmonidae
Source: RefSeq, a predicted model, not a curated record